AUGUUGUUGUUGCAAGGUAGUGGUGUUGGUGGUGGUGCUGGUGGUGGUGAUGAUAUAGCCAGUGUUGUUGUCGUUGAGAAGUUGAUGAUGCUUGCUUGCUUGCUUGCUUGCAUUAUUGUUGAUGCACAUAUUUGCUUGACAGGGAAGCUCCCUUCCGAGAUUUCCUUCUUCCCUGCUCUGUUGGAUAUGUUCUUCGGAUUUAAUGAGAAUGGAAGGAGGAAAGCUUGCUUUCAGGAUGAUGAAAGCGUAGGUGGCUUUGAUGGCUCAAGAAAAUGA
This is a messenger RNA of Cercopithifilaria johnstoni, 276 nucleotides long. The record is from the annotation of a GenBank genome assembly. NCBI's taxonomy places the organism in Eukaryota, Metazoa, Nematoda, Chromadorea, Rhabditida, Onchocercidae.